AGACAAAGCCCCUGGCCGCGCGCUCACCCUCCCCCUCCGGCGCACCACACGGACAGUGGUGCCCGGAUGUCGGUGUCGCCGUCGGUGACAGAUGGCGCAGUAUCUGUAUAUGCGAGGGGCUUCUCCGGCUUGACCUCUUUGAGUUCUCGUCCUCUCCAUCCCCCGCUGUCCCCCACUUUUAACUCUGCCGUCGGAGGCCCGCACGCCUAUCACGGGCGCUUACAUAACGUGACCUUUCACCUCUUCAGACUGCCCUCUAGUGCGCUGCAACCCAACUACGCGACAGGGGCAGGGGGGCGGGACCCAGGCGCGGAGCGGCAGCUCCUCCGAGCCAAUAGGCUGUGAGCGCUGACCAGCUCUCCGCCUAUUGGAGCAUUCGCCACCGGCGCCACGGGGGAGCAAGUUAGUGUGUGCGUUGGCCGGGCCGGGGGGAGGAGGGGAAUCUCCCGCCAUUUUUCAAUAAUUUCCUCCGGUGCUGCUGAGGAGGAGUCGUGACUGCUGGCCGCGGGGACCCGAAGCGGAGGUCGGCGGGGGGCUGCUGGGAGGCGCGGCGGUGUGCGCGGGAGCUCUGCGCCGUGGCGUUCCGCUCCAUGACUGUCGCGCGGCCGCGCCGGCGGUGAGGGAGCCGGAGUUCGCGCCGCCCUCUCACCCCUCCCUUCCCCCACCCCACCCCCGGGCGCCUGGCGCUCGCUCCGGGCCGCGGGGCCUAGUGCUGCGCCGCGGGGCCGGCCCCAGCGGCCGCCAGUCCCCACCGCCGCCGCCGCGAUGGCGCCGCUCCUGGGCCGCAAGCCCUUCCCGCUGGUGAAGCCGUUGCCCGGAGAGGAGCCGCUCUUCACCAUCCCGCACACUCAGGAGGCCUUCCGCACCCGGGAAGAGUAUGAAGCCCGCUUAGAAAGGUACAGUGAGCGCAUUUGGACGUGCAAGAGUACUGGAAGCAGUCAGCUAACACACAAGGAAGCCUGGGAGGAAGAACAGGAAGUUGCUGAGCUUUUGAAGGAGGAGUUUCCUGCCUGGUAUGAGAAGCUUGUUCUGGAAAUGGUUCACCAUAACACAGCCUCCUUAGAGAAGUUAGUAGAUACUGCUUGGUUGGAGAUCAUGACCAAAUAUGCUGUGGGAGAAGAGUGUGACUUCGAGGUUGGGAAGGAGAAAAUGCUCAAGGUGAAGAUUGUGAAGAUUCAUCCUUUGGAGAAAGUGGAUGAAGAGGCCACUGAGAAGAAAUCUGAUGGUGCCUGUGAUUCUCCAUCAAGUGACAAAGAGAACUCCAGUCAGAUUGCUCAGGACCAUCAGAAGAAGGAGACAGUUGUGAAAGAGGAUGAAGGAAGGAGAGAGAGUAUUAAUGACAGAGCACGUAGAUCGCCACGAAAACUUCCUACUUCAUUAAAAAAAGGAGAAAGGAAAUGGGCUCCUCCAAAAUUUCUGCCUCACAAAUAUGAUGUGAAACUACAAAAUGAAGAUAAGAUCAUCAGUAACGUGCCAGCAGACAGCUUGAUUCGUACAGAGCGCCCACCAAAUAAGGAGAUAGUUCGAUACUUUAUACGGCAUAAUGCAUUACGAGCUGGUACUGGUGAAAAUGCACCUUGGGUCGUAGAAGAUGAAUUGGUGAAGAAAUACUCUCUGCCCAGCAAGUUCAGUGACUUUUUACUUGAUCCAUACAAGUAUAUGACUCUCAACCCUUCUACUAAGAGGAAGAAUACUGGAUCCCCAGACAGGAAGCCCUCAAAGAAAUCCAAGACAGACAACUCUUCUCUUAGUUCACCACUAAAUCCUAAGUUAUGGUGUCACGUACACUUGAAGAAGUCAUUGAGUGGCUCGCCACUCAAAGUGAAGAACUCGAAGAAUUCCAAAUCUCCUGAAGAACAUCUAGAAGAAAUGAUGAAGAUGAUGUCGCCCAAUAAGCUGCACACUAACUUUCACAUUCCUAAAAAAGGCCCACCUGCCAAGAAGCCAGGGAAGCACAGUGACAAGCCUUUGAAGGCAAAGGGCAGAAGCAAAGGCAUCCUGAAUGGACAGAAAUCCACAGGGAAUUCCAAAUCUCCCAAAAAAGGACUGAAGACUCCUAAAACCAAAAUGAAGCAGAUGACUUUGUUGGAUAUGGCCAAAGGCACGCAAAAGAUGACACGAGCCCCACGGAAUUCUGGGGGUACACCUAGGACCUCUAGUAAACCUCAUAAACUUCUGCCUCCUGCAGCCCUACACCUCAUUGCAUACUACAAAGAAAACAAAGACAGGGAGGACAAGAGGAGCGCCCUGUCCUGUGUUAUCUCCAAAACAGCUCGUCUUCUCUCUAGUGAAGAUAGAGCUCGUCUCCCAGAAGAAUUGCGAAGUCUUGUUCAAAAACGCUAUGAACUUCUAGAGCACAAAAAGAGGUGGGCUUCUAUGUCUGAAGAGCAACGGAAAGAAUAUUUGAAAAAGAAACGGGAGGAGCUGAAAAAGAAGUUGAAGGAAAAAGCCAAAGAACGAAGAGAGAAAGAAAUGCUUGAGAGAUUAGAAAAACAGAAGCGGUAUGAGGACCAAGAGUUAACUGGCAAAAACCUUCCAGCAUUCAGAUUGGUGGAUACCCCUGAAGGGCUGCCCAACACGCUGUUUGGGGAUGUGGCCAUGGUGGUGGAAUUCUUGAGCUGUUAUUCUGGGCUACUUUUACCAGAUGCUCAGUAUCCUAUUACUGCUGUGUCCCUUAUGGAAGCCUUGAGUGCAGAUAAGGGUGGCUUUUUAUACCUUAACAGGGUGUUGGUCAUCCUCUUACAGACCCUCCUACAAGAUGAGAUAGCAGAAGACUAUGGUGAAUUGGGAAUGAAGCUGUCGGAAAUCCCCUUGACUCUGCAUUCUGUUUCAGAGCUGGUGCGGCUCUGCUUGCGCAGAUCUGAUGUUCAGGAGGAAAGCGAGGGCUCAGACACAGAUGACAAUAAAGAUUCAGCUGCAUUUGAGGAUAAUGAGGUACAAGAUGAGUUCCUAGAAAAGCUGGAGACCUCUGAAUUUUUUGAGCUGACGUCAGAGGAGAAGCUACAGAUCUUGACAGCACUGUGCCACCGGAUCCUCAUGACAUACUCAGUGCAAGACCACAUGGAGACCAGGCAGCAGAUGUCUGCAGAGUUGUGGAAGGAACGGCUUGCUGUGUUGAAGGAAGAAAAUGAUAAGAAGAGAGCAGAGAAACAGAAACGGAAAGAAAUGGAAGCCAAAAAUAAAGAAAAUGGAAAAGUUGAGAAUGGGUUAGGCAAAACUGAUAGGAAAAAAGAAAUUGUGAAGUUUGAGCCCCAAGUAGAUACAGAAGCUGAAGACAUGAUUAGUGCUGUGAAGAGCAGAAGGUUGCUUGCCAUUCAAGCUAAGAAGGAACGGGAAAUCCAGGAAAGAGAAAUGAAAGUGAAACUGGAACGCCAAGCUGAAGAAGAACGAAUACGGAAGCACAAAGCAGCUGCUGAGAAAGCUUUCCAGGAAGGGAUUGCCAAGGCCAAACUAGUCAUGCGCAGGACUCCUAUUGGCACAGAUCGAAACCAUAAUAGAUACUGGCUCUUCUCAGAUGAAGUUCCAGGAUUAUUCAUUGAAAAAGGCUGGGUACAUGACAGCAUUGACUACCGAUUCAACCAUCACUGCAAAGACCACACAGUCUCUGGUGAUGAGGAUUACUGUCCUCGCAGUAAGAAAGCAAACUUAGGUAAAAAUGCAAGCAUGAACACACAACAUGGACCAGCAACAGAAGUUGCUGUAGAGACAACCACACCCAAACAAGGACAGAACCUAUGGUUUUUAUGUGAUAGUCAAAAGGAGCUGGAUGAGUUGCUAAACUGUCUUCACCCUCAGGGAAUAAGAGAAAGUCAACUUAAAGAGAGACUAGAGAAGAGGUACCAGGACAUUAUUCACUCUAUUCAUCUAGCACGGAAGCCAAAUUUGGGUCUAAAAUCCUGUGAUGGCAACCAGGAGCUUUUAAACUUCCUUCGUAGUGAUCUCAUUGAAGUUGCAACAAGGUUACAAAAAGGAGGACUUGGAUAUGUGGAAGAAACAUCAGAAUUUGAAGCCCGGGUCAUUUCAUUAGAGAAAUUGAAGGAUUUUGGCGAGUGUGUGAUUGCCCUUCAGGCCAGUGUCAUAAAGAAAUUUCUCCAAGGCUUCAUGGCUCCCAAGCAAAAGAGAAGAAAACUCCAAAGUGAAGAUUCAGCAAAAACUGAGGAAGUGGAUGAAGAGAAGAAAAUGGUAGAGGAAGCAAAGGUUGCAUCUGCACUGGAGAAAUGGAAGACAGCAAUCCGGGAAGCUCAGACUUUCUCCAGGAUGCACGUGCUGCUUGGGAUGCUUGAUGCCUGUAUCAAGUGGGAUAUGUCCGCAGAAAAUGCUAGGUGCAAAGUUUGUCGAAAGAAAGGUGAGGAUGACAAAUUGAUCUUGUGUGAUGAGUGUAAUAAAGCCUUCCACCUGUUUUGUCUGAGGCCGGCCCUCUAUGAAGUACCAGAUGGUGAGUGGCAGUGCCCAGCUUGCCAGCCCGCUACUGCCAGGCGCAACUCCCGUGGCAGGAACUAUACUGAAGAGUCUGCUUCUGAGGACAGUGAAGAUGAUGAGAGUGAUGAAGAGGAAGAGGAGGAAGAAGAGGAAGAGGAGGAGGAGGAAGAUUAUGAGGUGGCUGGUUUGCGAUUGAGACCUCGAAAGACCAUCCGGGGCAAGCACAGCGUCAUCCCCCCUGCAGCAAGGUCAGGCCGGCGCCCGGGUAAGAAGCCACACUCUACCAGGAGGUCUCAGCCCAAGGCACCACCUGUGGAUGAUGCUGAGGUGGAUGAGCUGGUGCUUCAGACCAAGCGGAGCUCCCGGAGGCAAAGCCUGGAGCUGCAGAAGUGUGAAGAGAUCCUCCACAAGAUCGUGAAGUACCGCUUCAGCUGGCCCUUCAGGGAGCCUGUGACCAGAGAUGAGGCCGAGGACUACUAUGAUGUGAUCACGCACCCCAUGGACUUUCAGACAGUGCAGAACAAAUGUUCCUGUGGGAGCUACCGCUCUGUGCAGGAGUUUCUUACUGACAUGAAGCAAGUGUUUACCAAUGCUGAGGUUUACAACUGCCGUGGCAGCCAUGUGCUAAGCUGCAUGGCGAAGACAGAACAGUGUCUAGUGGCUCUGUUGCAUAAACACCUUCCUGGCCACCCAUAUGUCCGCAGGAAGCGCAAGAAGUUUCCUGAUAGGCUUGCUGAAGAUGAAGGGGACAGUGAGCCAGAGGCCGUUGGACAGUCCAGGGGACGAAGACAGAAGAAGUAGAGAGGCAGGGCCGUGGUAAGGGAGCUGAGGUGGGGGGACAGCUAGGGAGGGUGGGAGGGAGGCGAGCGAGGAAGACCAAGAACCUGGAAGAGAUCGCAGGGAGUCCAGAAACGCCUGUCAUCCCAAGCUUAUGCUGUUUUUCUAAAAGCUCUUUAUGGGGCUUGAUAUUGGGUUGGUCUUUGUCCAGAAAUAUUAAGGGACAAAGAGGGCCAUAACCCUCCCUUCUGAGAGUUUCCAGGAGGAGUCCGAGGGUCUAGCUUUUCUGGUGAAGCCAGUUCCUGUUCCUGCCUUCUUUCCUAAGGGCCUGCUCGCUCUGGCUUCCACCACAAUGCCAAGUCCCUCUGGUCUCCAGGGGAGGGAUUGCUGUGUUACAUAGCAGAAUCGGGGUAAUCAGGCCAAUAGGGGAGAUGGUGGCGAUUUUUCUUUUUUAAUCUGUAUUUAUUAUACAGUCUUGUUUCUUUAAGCCCAUACUCUGUCUCUUCCCCCGUCUUCCUCUCAGGUGACAGUAUCAGUGAGUGCCAUACAGAAUUCUGUAUUCACCAGCAUCAUGAAACAGUUGUGGUCUUUUGAGUUGAUCUUGGCAGAGUAAAGGGACGUGUCCUGGAGCCAUUCCUGAAUCUCCCCUUCUUUGUGACAGCUCCCCCCCACCCCCCAAAAAAAUAAAAAAACACAAAAAACAAAAAAACAAAACUAAGGCACUUCACUUAGAGACUGGAGUCCUGCUUAUAAUCAUGCAUAUAACCUUUACUUUGAUGGAUCUGGCCAGAGGGGUGUUGGAGCCCAGCCCACCCACAUACCAGUCAAGCUCUUAGGGGAGCAGAAGAAAAGCAGGAAGAAUUUAAAUGUUUAAUUUUUUUUUUAAUUGACUUUUCUAGUUAUUAAAAGUUGCUUGUUUCAGCAGUGAUAUUGUAUAAAGAACAUCUUGUAAGAUACUCCUGACAUCUCGCUUUGGCACAUGUACAGUACAGUUUCUAUGAUAAUGUGUUUGCUCUAACUUCCCUGGCUUCUCCCUCAGCCCAUCCACUCUCCUGCAGAGCAGCUGGGUUGGAGGCUCAUUGAGGCAAGCAGCAACAUUGGAGGGGGAGCAGGGCAGUGCUGUGUCUGCUGCCUCCCAUGCCCGUUCUGACCUCAGACUUGGAACUCCUCAAGAACCUGAAGAUUCCAGUGGUCAGUGUCGGUGGGGGGUGGGAGGAGAGAGCAGCAGAGAAGCUCUGAGAGCCCCUUCCCCCACAACAAAUCUAGCUCUAGUUGUUAUAUUUAGGCAAAACUUUGUAGUCUUCUUUCCCUUUUAUGAUGGAUUUUGAUAAAAGUACAAAACAGGGUUUUCCUUUUUUAUCACCUUUGAAUUUGGAAAUUUUGAGCACCCAAGCUCUUCUGUACCUAUUUAAAGUCCACCAAGGGGACUGCAGCUCCUAGAACAUGAGAAUCAAGCCUCUUAAUAUUAAACUGCGGAAUGUGGCCUCUGCUUCCUCCGUCCUCCUGCCCAAGGACGACGAGGAUUGCUCCAGGGCUGCUGGGUAGUUUACCGUCCCUUCUAUAGGCAUGGAGUUGGCACUGACAUCACAGCUUCAUAACCCCACCACCGCCAGCUUCCCCUGCCUCCUACAUCCAGUCUGUUCUUGUUCAUAGUGAGAAUCCUGUGUUCCCACUUCAGUGACACCUGAAUUGUUUGUUGUUUUUUUUUUUUUAUUGUCUUUAAAGAGGAAGGGCCCCAUUAAAGGGUGAACUUGUAAUAAAUUGGAAUUUCAAAUAAACCUCAUGUACUUGUGUUUAUAAAGAAGAAA
Molecule: messenger RNA, 7004 nt
Organism: Pan troglodytes (chimpanzee)
Lineage: Eukaryota; Metazoa; Chordata; Mammalia; Primates; Hominidae
Gene: BAZ1B
Product: bromodomain adjacent to zinc finger domain 1B
Exons: 19
Coding region: 766-5220 (1484 amino acids)
Biological process (GO): chromatin remodeling; DNA damage response
Cellular component (GO): WICH complex
Molecular function (GO): histone H2AXY142 kinase activity; histone binding
Source: RefSeq, a predicted model, not a curated record